Molecule: messenger RNA, 2944 nt
Organism: Chanos chanos (milkfish)
Lineage: Eukaryota; Metazoa; Chordata; Actinopteri; Gonorynchiformes; Chanidae
Gene: col21a1
Product: collagen, type XXI, alpha 1
Exons: 30
Coding region: 50-2944 (964 amino acids)
Source: RefSeq, a predicted model, not a curated record
ACAAACAACAAGCUCUGGUGUAGAUCUGGAGCUUGAUACUUCAGGAAACAUGGGUUGCAAAACAAGAUCCAUGCAUUUUAUCUUUUGGUGUCUUUACCCCAUGCUCCUUCACUUGUUUUGCACAGCACAAGAUGAGGACAUGAGAUUCAGCUGUAGAACUGCCCCAAGCGAUCUGGUAUUCAUCCUUGAUGGUUCUUGGAGUGUGGAUGACACGAAUUUCGAAAUAGUAAAGAGGUGGCUUGUGAAUAUCACAAGAAGCUUCAACAUUGGACAGAAGUUCACCCAGGUGGGGGUGGUUCAGUACAGUGAUGCACCCUUCUUACAGAUACCACUGGGGAAACAUGACACCAGCAAAGACCUCCUUAAGGCUAUGGAAAACAUAGAGUAUAUGGGAGGCAACACAAACACAGGGAAAGCCAUCAAAUUUGCAACUGACAAACUAUUUGCCCUCUCUGAGCGUGGUCCAGGUGGUAUUGCUAAAAUUGCUGUGGUUAUGACAGAUGGGAAAUCACAAGAUGAAGUGCUGGCAGCUUCAGAAGCUGCGAGGAAAAAAGGGAUAAUCCUUUUUGCUAUUGGAGUUGGUGCAGAAACAGAAUAUGCGGAACUAAGAGCAAUUGCCAACAAACCAUCCUCAACCUAUGUGUUUUAUGUUGAAGACUACAAAGCAAUAUCCAAAAUCCGUGAAGUCAUAAGGCAGAAACUGUGUGAAGAGACCGUGUGCCCAACAAAAAUCCCAGUGAAUUCAAGGGAUGAGAAAGGUUUUGAUAUCCUCAGUUUUCUGGAUUUAGCCAAAAAAGCUAAAAAGGUGCAGGGAUCCUAUUAUGGUACCAAAGCCUACCAAGUGUCACCACGAGUUGACUUGAGUGAAAACACAAGAAACUUAUUUCCAGUUGGACUCCCACCCUCAUACGUCUUUGUGGCAACACUGAAGUACAGGGGUCCUGUGCUCACAGAAGAGUGGGAUCUUUGGCGAAUACAGACUAAAGAUGGGAAAGCUCAAAUGGCAGUCACUUUGAACGGGGUGGACAGAACACUCAUGUUCACAACAACAAGCAGCGCACCUAGUGGAAUACAGACAGUGAUUUUCACAAAACCGCCAGCAAGGAAACUCUUUGAUGAAAACUGGCAUCAGUUACGUCUGCUGGUCACAGAGCAGGAUGUCACCCUUUACGUCGACGACCUGGAAAUAGAAACUUUACCUUUGGAACAUCCAGAGGGUAUUUUUAUAAACGGAAAGACACAGGUGGGGAAGUAUGUCAGCAAGGAAACAACCGUGCCUUUUGAAAUUCAGAAACUAAGAAUCUACUGUGACCCUGAACAAAAUAACAGAGAAACUGCUUGUGAAAUUCCAGGAGUUGAUGGAGAGUGUCCAGACGGACCCGGAGAUAUUGAUCCAACACCUGAACCAUGUACCUGCCCUCCUGGACCUCCUGGUCCUCAAGGCCCGAAGGGGGAACAGGGAAGAAUCGGUGAUCCUGGCCAACCUGGGUUUCCUGGUGCUGAUGGUAAGCCUGGUAUACCAGGGGCUCGAGGAAGUCAUGGUCUGCCAGGACCUCCUGGAGCAGAGGGACCUCGAGGGGCAGAUGGGUACAAGGGAGAGAAAGGAAGCCGUGGUGAUGUGGGUGAAAGGGGCAUUCCAGGGUUACCUGGAUCACCGGGGCAACCAGGUGAAAAGGGUUUACCUGGCUCUCCAGGACGGGAUGGAAUACCAGGCAAAGAUGGGUUAAUGGGAGAGAAAGGAAGCAGGGGACUUGCUGGACCACCUGGAUACCCAGGAGAGCCUGGACUCCCUGGAAGAGAUGGGAAAGAUGGAAUUCCUGGACUGACAGGCCAAAAGGGAGAUGCUGGGGCUCCAGGCUUGCCUGGUAUGGAUGGGAGAGAAGGACAUCCUGGCAUUCCAGGUAUGCCUGGUAAUGAAGGCCAGAGUGGAAUGAAGGGUGACUCUGGGUUGCCAGGACCAAAAGGAGCAAAAGGUUCACCUGGAAUUGCUGGUGAAAUGGGUCUACCCGGAAUACCAGGUUCAUCUGGAACACCUGGCUCUAAGGGUAGUAAAGGUGAAAGUGGAGAACCUGGUCUACAAGGAAUUCCAGGGCCAGAGGGUAAACCUGGUGAACCUGGGACAGCCGGCCAGCCAGGACACCACGGCAUGCCAGGUUUAAAAGGACAGAAGGGACAAAGAGGAGAAAGAGGUGAAACAGGAAGAGAGGGAUUGAAAGGUGAAAAGGGGGAUCCAGGAAAGCCUGGGAAUGAUGGCCUCACUGGUACAGCUGGACCGAAAGGAGAGAAAGGGAACACAGGAGAGCCUGGACAGAGGGGGCAGAUUGGGCACCAAGGGCAACCUGGAUUACCCGGACAGACAGGUCUCUCUGGUCCUCGAGGACAGUCAGGGGAUGUUGGGCCACCUGGACCACCUGGCCCAGAGGGGAGACCAGGAAGAGAACUCUCAGAGCAACACAUUCAACAGAUAUGCAGAGAAGUUCUUCGAACUGAGAUUCCUUCCCUUCUUCUAAGUAGCCAGCGCAGCAGUUGUGACCACUGUCAUACCAGGGAAGGGCCCCCAGGUGUACCAGGGCCAGUGGGUCCGCAGGGCCCCAGGGGUUUUCCAGGUGUACCUGGCUCCAACGGAAUACAAGGACACCGUGGUCUACCUGGACGGCCCGGUAUUCCUGGCAUGAAAGGAGACCCAGGGGAGAAGGGUGAGACAGGAAAUCAUGGAAGAUCAGGAAUUGGAGUUCCGGGUUCUCCAGGACUUCCAGGUCCAAUGGGCCCACCAGGGAUCAGCAAACCAGGCCAUCCGGGUAAGCCAGGUCCCCCAGGCCUUAAUGGGGAAGAGGGGAAGAGAGGACAUCCUGGUGUGCCCGGCCAACCUGGCGUUUGCCAUCCCUCUAUGUGUUAUAGUAUGAUGAUGAGACGAGAUCAUUACAGCAAAGGACCAAACUAUUGA